AUGUUAGUCAUUCUUAUAACCUCUGCUAAUUGCAAUGAGCCGAAUCUGUAUGGUGAGAUCCAGUCCCCAAAUUACCCACAGGGUUAUCCAGAUGAUGUCCACCAGACAUGGAAUAUCAAAGUACCUGAAGGAUUUAAAAUUCGUAUUUACUUUACACAUGUGGAUAUUGAGAUAUCAGAGAACUGCGAGUAUGACUAUGUGAAGAUCAGUGCUGAGGAGCAGCAGCUGGAUCUCAUCUGCGGAAGGAUGCGGACAUCAUCUGGCGGUAAUUCAUUCAUCAGAGUGACCGAGUCCCCCUUCAACUUAAUGACAGUGACAUUCCAUUCUGACUUCUCCAACCAGGAACGUUUUACAGGAUUCAUGGCUUAUUAUAUUGCUGUUGAUAUAAAUGAAUGUGAAGAUUCCUACAAUGGAGAAGAAGCCUGUACUCAUUACUGCAACAAUUACAUCGGGGGCUUCGUCUGUACUUGUCGUCCUGGAUACUUUCUUCAGGAGGACCGCAGAACAUGUGGAGUGAACUGCAGUGUAGAUGUCUACACUGAGCUAGCAGGAGUGAUUACCAGUCCAGGGUACCCAGAGACAUAUCCAGAGAAUUCUAAAUGUGAGUACAAGGUCCAACUGGAAGAUGGAUAUCAAGUGGUUUUGUAUUUUGAAGACCUGUUUGAUGUUGAGAAAGGUGAAGAUGCAAAAUGCAGUCAGGAUGUACUUAAGAUUGAAGCUGGUAAAACUACAUUUGGACCAUACUGCGAAAAACCAGUAAGUCCCAUUGAAACGCGCAUUAACAGAAUUAAAAUAAAAUUUGACACAGAUGGAUCAGGAGAUAAUAAAGGCUGGAAGAUCAGGUAUAAGGCAUCAGGCAUGGCUGUUGGCUUAGAGGCAGUAGUAGCUGUUAAGCUAUUUCCUGUGGAGCAGGGUUUGAUUCCCUCAGCUUCCAUUGCCUAUCUGUUUGAUUCUGAUCAAAUCACUUACCCAGACUCUGCUCCUGGGCCGAGAUCUCCUUUAGAAAUCGACUAUCAAAAGUUAAUGACGAAAUUUUGGAAUGUACUUGGAAGGUACCCUGAGAAUCUCUUAAAUCGGGUCAGGGUUAAAGUGUUGAACAAACGUGAGCAAGCUGAUAAUAAUGAUCUGUUGUUUGCUGCAUCAUGCAUUGAACUGGCACAUCUUGAAAAGAAAGAACUCAUAUACUUGUCUGUUUCAGCUGUUGACUGUGGACCUCCUAAAGAGAUCGAAAAUGGGAAUUUAAUCUACUUGACUUUAUUUGACAUGGACACAUACGAAGCCAGAAUUCAUUACCUAUGUGAAGAGCUGUACUAUCAACUGCAGAAAAAAGGAAGUGGCAUUUAUCAGUGUGAUGCACAAGGGUCGUGGAGAAAUCCAGAUCUUGGGACUGCCGUUCCAACUUGCAUUCCAGUUUGUGGAAAUCUUACAAAUCCGCCACAGCCUAUCCAGAGAAUCAUUAAAGGAGAAUUUGCAGAAAAAGGAAACUUUCCAUGGCAGGUCUUCUUUGAAGAACCACGAGGCGGGGGAGCACUGAUUGGGGAACAGUGGGUCCUUACUGCAGCACAUAUAGCAGAACACAAUCAAUUUACAAUGUACAUUGGAACAACUAAUGUUGGAAGAGAAGCACUAAAAGCUGCCACAGAAAUUAAAUCUGAAAAGGUUUUUCUACAUCCAAACUAUACCAUGGUCCCAGAAGAAAAGCGGUACAACUAUGACAAUGACAUUGCUCUGAUUAAACUUAAGGAGAAAGUUAAAAUGGGGUACCAGAUCUCCCCUAUAUGUAUUCCUAAUGUGGGUGAGGAGUUUGAGUUGCAACAAGAAAAGAUGGGCUUCAUAUCAGGAUGGGGACGUAUUGCUGAAGAAGGACGUCUGAGCCAGCGAUUGAGAUAUGCGGAAAUUCCUGUAGAAGAUAUGAAAGCUUGUAAGCAUCAUAUAUUUCAGAAGAAUGAGCCAGAGGCAAAGAAAUAUGUCUUUACAGAUAAUAUGUUCUGUGCUGGUCUUAAAGGCAUGGAUAGUUGCCAUGGAGAUAGUGGGGGAGCUUAUGCAUUUAAAAGUGAUGACAACACUUACUUUGUUGGUGGGAUAGUGUCAUGGGGGGUUGGCUGUGGUAGUUAUGGCUUUUAUACUAAGACGAACAAUUAUAUUGAAUGGCUAGAGAAAGUAAUGAAAAAUGAGGAAGUGCUUCAUCCCUUUUAUAGGUUCAUUUCAGGUUAACUACCUUGCAGGAACACUAUUUAAAGUAUUGUGCUUACCCAUUCAGCACUUUCAUACAUACAGGCUCUGUGACCCUCAAUGACCCAUGACCCAGAUGGGAAUCAAAACCCUUUACCUUGUGCCUAUGAGGCAAACACAUUAUCACUAUGCUCAUCCCUUACUGUCUGCAUUAAGAUAGCUGUCAAGUCUGGGGACUUGUAGAGGACCCUCUCAAGUUUAAAGAACGGCCUACAUAAUGAGAUAAUAUCUGUCCAUUCUGCCUCCUCCACAUGUUAGCAAAGCCUGCUCACUGCUAAUAGCAAUAAAGUGAAUACCAAUCCAUACUUACUGUCAGUACAGGAAAUUACAGAGCCUGUGAUGGCAUCCACAUGAGCAGGAAGGCUUUACCUAACAGUAAUCUCGAUAACAUUACCAAACUUCCAACAGAUUUCAGAUGAGAAUCGUGCCCAUAGUAACAGCACUAGCCACCACAGAAAAACUCUCUCCCUACACAAUCACUCAUUCCCACAAGCGAUAAAUACAUGCAGAGCACUCUUUUUGUAUCCAUUUACUGACCACAUCAACUCAUAGAAAAGGCACCAUACUUAGCAUUAUCUGCAUUCAACACUAUAAAUCCAAACACGCCACUAAAGUCAAUGCAAGAGAUGUUUGCUAAACUCCCCUCCACCCCCCACCCUGAAAAUUGUCUGACCACCCCAUUUCUGAGACACAAACACUCCCUUGACCUUUAGAGCAAUGUCAAAAUUAGAGACCCUAUCUGUGAUGUCCUACUACUGCUUGCCUUGCCCCUCAACCUGUCAAAGAAAGUAAUGGCAAAAUGAAGAGCACCGUCCCUAGAUCGUUAACCUGACAGGGAAGAUAUUAAAAGUAUUGUGCUUACCAGUUCAGCUCUCUCAUCCAUACAGGCUCUGCAACCCUCCCCCAUGACCCCCAAACCAAGAUGGGAAUCAAACCCUUUACCUUGUGUGUAUGAGGCAAACACAUCAUCACUAUGCCAUCUGUAUACUGUCUCAGUUUUGUUUCAAGAGUAGUUGAACUCAACACUAGGGUUAACAUCGAUAUAUUUUUAGAAUGUCCUCCCCAACUGACAGGUACUACCAAGACUGCCACCUUUAUAGAUCCUGGGACUUUUUUUUUUGCUAAACAGGACAGACCACAGCCACAAAUGACUGGACAUCACUUCAGCAGUGUAAAAGCUUUAUUUUGCAAUACUUAAGCUUAGAUGCCAGAAGUAGUGUGGGCAUCCCUCAGAGCACAAGAGAAAACCAUAGCUGAACCUUGCUAUCCACUCCAUCUCUACCCUUCCCCAAUGCUGUUACCUCAGCAGUGUGUGCGUGAUGAGUAAUUGACUGGUACUCAUGUGUACGUUGCAGCCCGCGGACACACUCAUGCUCAUCUGGGAACCAGCACAGCUGCAAAUCAUCACCAUUGACUGAUCCACCUCUGCAAUGAUAGCUUAGGCCAAACCCACAAGAGUCCAACCAAAAACUCUAAGUAAAGCUGUAACGAGACGUGACCAUAAACAGUGAGCCAAAAUCUCCAACAUCAAGUAUACACCCAUAUAUUCCUCUUACAAACUCAGAAAACUGACAAAAUAACUGGUGAUGUAAAGACCACCACAUGCGAUCCAACAGGCAUGGCUAACAUGAAACAGACGUGACUCACAACAGUGAGACAAGCUCUACCUUAACCAUGCAUGGCACAAAGCGAUAACCAAUGCCAAGAAGAAAACUGUUCCUUGCAGCUAUUUCCACCUGGAACCAUGGCCCAGCACCUUCUAAUAGCACUGUUUCAGUGACAACAGCAGCAGACUGUGUGCAGGUGUAGCUACCAGCCCUCUCAAGCAGUUCAUUCAUAAACAAGUACUGGGCAAUCACCCCAUGUGGCUAAAGGAAGGCUUUGCUGUCCUGCUCCCCUUACUGCACUUUGUAAAGACUGGACACUAACAUCUGGACAAAGCCAUAAACAAAAGAACCAAAACCACUCAAUAGUUAAUGGAACAGCAGACUGUUCAUUAACGUGGAUCCUCCUAAGGUCAUAAAGUCUGAGACUCAAAUGUCUGUCACCACCUGAUGUCCCAGCCUCCAAAGAUUUGUCAAGGAUAAUCCAGUAAAGACAAGCACCACUUCAUGAAAAAUGGACCAACAGUAUGAGUCGAAAUCUGGACAGAUAUAUAUAGAUAUACACACAUAUAGAUAUAUAGA
Protopterus annectens (West African lungfish) is the source of this 4418-nucleotide messenger RNA. RefSeq names its product complement C1s subcomponent-like. Gene Ontology annotation, biological process: proteolysis; complement activation. Lineage: Eukaryota; Metazoa; Chordata; Ceratodontiformes; Protopteridae. Gene Ontology annotation, molecular function: serine-type endopeptidase activity; calcium ion binding. The coding region runs from base 1 to 2214 and encodes 737 amino acids. Gene Ontology annotation, cellular component: extracellular region. The record is from RefSeq and is a predicted model, not a curated record. The transcript is spliced from 11 exons.